AUGUUGCUACGAUUCGAGUCGAAAUGGGGCCAGUUCCGCCUGAACGUCGAACCUACUCAGCAUUUCUCAUCCCUAACAUCCAAGAUACUUGACAACCUGCCUCCGAAUACCGAUGUGUCCUCGAUAGUGUUGAGCAACAAACCCGUCAGCUCGAGACCGGAGCCGGAGAGAGAGCGGCGCCUCGCCGACCUCCCCGGAAUCGAACUGCAGCAAGUCGGGCUGAAACAUGGAGACAAGCUGUACAUCGGCUUCUCAGAACACGAGUCCAUGUCCAACGGUCACACCAACGGCGAUGCCUCCUCCUCUUCGUCCUCCUCCGCCCCUCGACGUUUGAAUGGCACAAUCGCCCUACCAGAACCUACCGCCCCCGUGACCGCGCCGACGGUCACCUCUCCAACCCUGGUUAAGAACCCGUGGGAAGUGGUCAAACAGUCUGCUUUAGAUGACAGGUUAGACAAGCAGGAUGGGAAGAUCUCAAGACCGAGAGACCUCAAGAUGUGUCGACAUGGACCCAAAGGCAUGUGCGACUAUUGCCAGCCUCUGGAACCCUACGACAAGAAAUAUCUCGACGAGAGGAAGAUCAAACAUCUCUCCUUCCACAGCUAUUUACGCAAAAUCAAUUCUGCUACCAACAAGCCCGAGUUGAAGAGCUCUUACAUGCCGCCACUGUCCGAACCCUACUACCGAGUCAAGAAGGACUGCCCUGCUGGCCACCCUCCCUGGCCUGAAGGAAUUUGUACGAAAUGCCAACCAAGCGCUAUUACAUUACAACCGCAAGAAUUCCGAAUGGUGGACCAUGUUGAAUUUGCCACAGCAGAUAUGGUGGACAAGUUGAUAGACUUCUGGAGGAAGUCCGGCAGUCAACGGCUGGGAUUUCUAUAUGGUCGAUACGAAGAGUACACAGAAGUACCCCUGGGUGUAAAAGCAGUGGUGGAAGCCAUCUACGAGCCACCUCAAAUGUGCGAAGUUGAUGGACUCACACUGCUGGAUUGGCCCAAUGAAAAGGAUGUCGAUGAGGUUGCCAGCCUCUGUGGCCUCGAGCGGGUGGGAGUCAUUUUCACCGACCUGUUAGCCCCUGAGGAAGGCGAGGGCCAGGCCGUUUGCAAACGACACAUCGACUCGUAUUUCCUUUCGUCUCUGGAGAUUGCGUUCGCGGCACGGCUCCAGGCUCAAUACCCAAAGCCUUCGAAAUGGAGCGAGACGGGUCGAUUCGGCUCGAAUUUUGUAACCUGCGUUAUCACCGGAGACGAGGACGAGAGCAUUACAAUCCAAGCUUACCAGGCAUCCAAUGCGGCUGUCGAGAUGGUUCGCGCAGACAUUGUGGAGCCCUCAGCAGACCCCUCCGUGAUGUUGGUGCAGUCGGAAGAUGAUCAAGGGCCGAACGGCAGAACUCGAUACAUACCUGAGGUUUUCUACCGCCGAAUCAACGAGUACGGUGCCAAUGUGCAAGAGAACGCCAAGCCCAGUUUUCCUGUGGAAUAUCUGCUGGUAUCUUUGACCGCGGGAAUGCCCAUCAAACCCAAUCCUCUCUUCAAGAACAGCAAGUUUCCUGUGGAAAAUCGGGAAGCUGUUGCUGAAGGCCAGGAUCCUGCGGACGUUGCCAGACAGCUACGUUCAUCACAAUCGGUGGAUGCGGUUUCCGACUUCCAUCUGCUAUGCUUCUUGCACGGUAUGGGGGUAUUCAGCAAGGAAGAAGAACAGAUUCUCUGUCGAGUGGCGACUACGCGUGACCAGGUGGACGCGAUCCAUUUGACCGAAUCACCCGGAUGGGGAACCCUGUUGGCGAUACUCGAAACUUAUGGUGAGCGGCCCUUGAAGCGUCCAUGGCGUUUGCAGGCGGAGGAUGAAUCUCUCAACCCUGGCAGCCCGUCAGAAAAUCUGGCUAAGCGAUUCAAACAGGCGGCUAGUCUCGACCGCUGA
Molecule: messenger RNA, 1920 nt
Organism: Fonsecaea erecta
Lineage: Eukaryota; Fungi; Ascomycota; Eurotiomycetes; Chaetothyriales; Herpotrichiellaceae
Exons: 3
Coding region: 1-1920 (639 amino acids)
Biological process (GO): ubiquitin-dependent protein catabolic process
Cellular component (GO): nucleus
Molecular function (GO): ubiquitin binding; ubiquitin protein ligase binding
Source: RefSeq, a predicted model, not a curated record